AUGCAACUAGUAAUAUCUGAUUACAGAGUGAACACAAUAGAGCAAGGACAAAUUUACAAGGAUAAGAACACAGUCAAAUCAGCCCUUAGCUACUAUGCAAUGCUGCAUAACUUCCAGUUCAAAACAAAAAGAUCAGAACCUAGAGAGUACCUAGUUACUUGCGCAGAUGAAACAUGCAACUGGUUGGCGAGAGCAUCUAAGUACAAAAAUCAAGAUUUAUUCAAGGUACGGAAAUGCAAUCCAAAUCACACUUGCUCUGUUGAAAUUGUUUUGGAAGACCAUAGGCAAGCAAAAAGCAUCGUAGUUGGGGAAUUAAUAAAGAAUAAGUACAAGUCAAUCAAAAGAAAUUACACUCCAAAUGACAUCAUGAAUGAUAUGAAUGAUGACUUUGGAGUAACUAUGGGAUACACAAAAGCAUGGAGAUCAAGAGAGAAAGCUUUGCGUCUAGUAAGAGGGAACCCCGAUGAUUCAUAUCAAAAGUUGCCAAUAUAUCUUUACAUGUUGAAGCAAGCAAAUCCAGGAACAAUAACACACCUACUCACAGACAAGGAAGAUAGAUUCAAAUACCUAUACAUAGCUUUCUCUAACUCAAUCAAGGCAUCAACGUUAGAUUCAAACAACAACAUUUUCGUGUUGGCUUUUGGAAUAGCAGACUCUGAAAAUGAUAACUCAUGGCUUUGGUUCUUCUCCAAACUGCGAGAAACCUAUGGAGAACCCGAAGGAUUGGCUAUAGUUUCUGACAGACAUAAGAGCAUAGACAACGCAGUACAUAUGGUGUACCCAAAUGCUUUCCAUGGAGCUUGCAUGUUUCACUUACUCAAUAAUUUGAAAGGCAAGUAUGGGAGCCAUGGAGAAGAACUACAAAUGAAAUUCAUUGCACCAGCAAAAGCAUACACACAGACAGAAUGUGAAAACUACAUGAAAGGCCUUGAUAGAAUUGAUAGACGCAUUAGGCCCUAUUUAGAAAAAGCCAAGUAUGAAACUUGGGCAAGAUCAUACUCGCCAACAAAAAGAUACACCAUGAUGACAUCCAACAUCGCAGAAUCACUCAACGCUGCACUAAAAGCUGCAAGAAAUCUCCCCAUUGAUAUCUUGGUUGAAUGCCUUAGAAGUUUGGUUCAAAAGUGGGUGUGGAACAACUCAAAUAAUCCAAAUGGAACAUUCACAAAAGUCUCUACAGCAACAGAAAAUGAAUUGAGAUAUGACAUUGUUUCAAAAAUGAAGUAUGAGGUCUUGCCUUUCAACACAAUAGAAUACCAAGUUCGUGAUCAAAAGGGGAUAAAUUUCACAGUAAAUAUACAUAAUAGAACAUGCACUUGCAAUAGGUUCCAAGAAGAUGAAAUACCUUGUGGCCAUGCAGUAGCUGUCAUUGCAAAAAGAAACUUGAGUGUGUAUGAUUAUUGUGCAAAAUUCUACAGAACACAAACGUUGAAAGCAUUGUAUCAAGAAAAUGUUCAUCCUUUGCCCCAUAAAGAUGAAUGGAAUCUCCCACAACACUUGGACAUAAUAGUGCUGCCUCCAAAUGCAACAAUCCCUGCAGGAAGACCCAGAAAGAAACGAAUAAGAUCAAGAGGGGAAAAUAAGGUAAUAAUCACAUGUGGGAAAUGUGCACAACCAGGACAUAACAGGAAGACUUGCAGGAAUCCUCCAUUUCAGAAGCCAAAUAAACAGAAAAAGCCAAAGACAUAG
This is a messenger RNA of Humulus lupulus (European hop), 1689 nucleotides long. RefSeq lists its product as uncharacterized. Bases 1 to 1689 code for a protein of 562 amino acids. Lineage: Eukaryota; Viridiplantae; Streptophyta; Magnoliopsida; Rosales; Cannabaceae. The transcript has 4 exons. Gene Ontology annotation, molecular function: zinc ion binding. The record is from RefSeq and is a predicted model, not a curated record.